UGUGGUGAUGUUCCGGCCCCGACCAGCCGGGUGGUGAUGCUGGAGGCUGGGGACGAUGCUACGGUUCUCCUGCAGCUGCUGUGUGUGGCAGCACCUCCCCACCGCACCCAGGAGACCUCCCCAACACCAGCCCCCUGCCACACUAACGCCUCACCGCUCCACCACACACAUGUACUAAGUGAAGAAUUCUACUCUACGUCUGAACCGGUUUCCGCCGGGCUUCAAAAUCCUGGCAGCCUUUCCCCUCAGCCGUCUCCUCCAGCAGCAGAUGAGGCACUUGGGGCGAGGGCUGAGGAGGAGGCCGAGUCUGGCGAGGGGGAAGAGGGGGUGCAGGCCGGAGUCGACAGCUCAGGGAGCCAGCAAAGUGGAAAUUUGCCUCGGGCAGCUGACGGUGACGAAGGCGACGACGGGGAAGUGGGAGAUAAGAGGCGGUGGAGAAGCGUCGAUAACGAAGACAGCACAGGAAGAGAGGGAGGAAAGAGAGCUCACAGAGGAAGUGUCGAUAACGAAGUUGACGAGGGAAGAGCGGGGGAAAGAAUACAGGACAAGAAGAGAGAGAACUUACACGAAGGUAAGAAACUCUUAAACAAGAAGGAUCACGUCAAUAAGCAACAUUUUGCGACGAGUCGGCUCUUCACGCCCCGUCCCAGGGUAGCUGGGACCAGGGACACGCUCCCCACCGCCAGGGACACGCUCCCCACCGCCAGGGACACGCUCCCCACCGCCAGGGACACGCUCCCCACCGCCAGGGACACGCUCCCCACCGCCAGGGCCACGCUCCCCACCGCCAGGGACACGCUCCCCACCGCCAGGGACACGCUCCCCACCGCCAGGGCCACGCUCCCCACCGCCAGGGCCACGCUCCCCACCGCCAGGGCCACGCUCCCCACCGCCAGGGCCACGCUCCCCACCGCCAGGGACACGCUCCCCACCGCCAGGGACACGCUCCCCACCGCCAGGGACACGCUCCCCACCGCCAGGGACACGCUCCCCACCACUAACGAAGAGGAGCACCAGGCUGAAGGCAUCACAGUGAACACAGAGCCCAGAAAUGACGAGUCAGGUGAGAUAAUGAAGGGACCGAGCCAGACAGGCCCUGAAGACUUUAUCCGGCUUACGUCUCCUUCCCCACCCCAAGAAAACGGCUCAGGAGUGAACAUUGAUCCACGGGAAGAGGUCAGCGAAGUGUCAUGGCACCUGGACUACCUACACCCGGCACUCAGCGUGAGCGUGGAGGGGGCCCGGGUGGCGGUGAGGCUGCGACCCUCCUUCGACCCCCCGCCCAUCCUCAUCUCUCAUUCCCUUUCCUUCUCCUCCUCGAGUCGCUCCUCUGUCCAAUACCAGAGCAUGUCCUCCGUCCUUCCUCGCGGGGACGCUGCUUCUAGCCCAUCUGUUAUCUUCCCUCGUCUCUCUUCUUCCUCCUCCUCUCCUCGGCUCUCUUCUUCCUCCCCGAUCUUCCAAUCCCUUGUGACUCCACCUCUAGCCGCCGCCUCCUUCCUCCACUCAUCCUCCAGAGGGCCUGCAGUGUCCCCUGUUCCUCCACCUGGUCCUUGGUCUCCUCCCUGGCGUGGCCCUUGGGUCCUCGCGCCCUCCGGUCCCUAUUCCAGGCCCCCUCUUGCCCCUCAGACCACUUUAGAGCCUGUUCCAGACCCCUCGAACGGUCCCAUGGGGUCAUUUCCACGCCACUCCUGGCCACCCACACGCCUUCCUGGGGCCACGCCACGCCCGCACGCAUCGGAUACCCGAUCACCGCGCCCUGGCACGCCCGCGAGGGCACUAGCGGUGCUGCAGUGCCGGUACACACGCGGUGCCACAACAACGGUCUACAUCAUGCCAGGUAGAGUGCCAUCUUUAGUGUUGUUAGGCAGCCCACACCCCCAUUAG
Procambarus clarkii (red swamp crayfish) is the source of this 1884-nucleotide messenger RNA. NCBI's taxonomy places the organism in Eukaryota, Metazoa, Arthropoda, Malacostraca, Decapoda, Cambaridae. The record is from RefSeq and is a predicted model, not a curated record.